AUGUUUCCUGCUCUUAGGCAAGGCUUCAGAUCCACUUCGCUGCGUGCUGCGCGUAGACCUGCUGUGUCUGCACCGUUUCGGGCGAGCCCCUUCGUGCGGACACUUGUGACCAAGAGGUACACUCAGGACCAUGAGGCCGUCGCGUUCGACGAUGCCACCAUGACUGGGACCGUGUACAUUACGGACUACGCACAGUCCAGUUUAGGUGACGUCGUUUUCGUAGAACUGCCCACAGAGGGGACGGAGGUUACCCAGGGCGAUCAAAUCGGGGCGGUGGAAAGCGUAAAGGCCGCUUCUGAUAUUUAUGCUCCAAUCUCGGGGACCGUAGAGGCAGUCAAUACAGGACUGGCUGACAAGCCAGGAUUGCUGAACCAAUCUCCUGAAGACAAGGGUUGGCUAUGCAAAAUUAAGGUCAAGGAUGCCGCCGAAAUUGACUCCCUUAUGGAAGAGGCAGCGUACAAGGCACACUGCGAGUCAUAG
Messenger RNA from Sparassis crispa, 480 nucleotides. RefSeq names its product Putative glycine cleavage system H protein. Gene Ontology annotation, biological process: protein lipoylation; glycine decarboxylation via glycine cleavage system. NCBI's taxonomy places the organism in Eukaryota, Fungi, Basidiomycota, Agaricomycetes, Polyporales, Sparassidaceae. Bases 1 to 480 code for a protein of 159 amino acids. Gene Ontology annotation, cellular component: glycine cleavage complex; mitochondrion; cytoplasm. The transcript has 6 exons. The record is from RefSeq and is a predicted model, not a curated record.